Messenger RNA from Bicyclus anynana (squinting bush brown), 673 nucleotides. Its product is annotated as bombyxin A-3 homolog. The record is from RefSeq and is a predicted model, not a curated record. Gene Ontology annotation, cellular component: extracellular region. Lineage: Eukaryota; Metazoa; Arthropoda; Insecta; Lepidoptera; Nymphalidae. Gene Ontology annotation, molecular function: hormone activity. The coding region runs from base 97 to 387 and encodes 96 amino acids. The transcript has 2 exons.
UAUUAAUGAGUCGGGUAUAAAAGGCGCUGAAAUUCGUGGUUUCAGUACACAGUCGCUCCAUCUUCAGAUCACUCGCAACAAAGCAACGGCUCAGCUAUGAAGACCCACUCCAUACUUCUGCUCCUGGCUUGCUUGGGUUUCAUGUCGGCAGUGUCAUCCCAGAACACAUACUGCGGGAGACGUUUGGCCGUUGCAUUGGACUACGUAUGUGAAGGACAUUUGAUCAAGAGAUCCGAGCCUGAAGCUGCCGCUUUUGAGCUAAGCUGGCCGUGGAUUGAGCCAGCUAGAGCCUACACCAUGGGAUUCCGUUCUAAGAGACAAGUGGUCGCCGAAUGCUGCGAUAAACCUUGCACUGUCGAUGAGCUGAUGACAUAUUGCGGCGUUUAAACUUCCAUGGCCUCAUUCAUAAACAUAGAUUAGGAUUUAAACCUCAAAUUUCUUCAAAACAGACUUGACUUUAAUUUGAAAAAAAUUAAGGUUUAAAUCUUAAUUCAUGUUUAUGAAUAUGGGGACUAUCAACUAGAUCAAGAACAUGUUUAUUCGUUGACUCGCAUUAAAUAACUCAAAUAUUUACUCGUAUAAUCUAGGCUUACAUUAUAUAAUCGUAAUUAAUAAUAAUAAUUGCAUUAUACUCGAAUAUUUACUCGUAUAAUCUUGGCUCACAUUAUAUAAU